AUGUUGAGCGCCCAGCAUCGUGGAGAGUUUUGUGAUCUUGACAUUGUAUGCAACGGCCAUACAAUACCGGUCCACAAGGUCAUCAUUUGCUUGCAAUCUCCAGUCAUCAAAGCAGCAUGUACUGGUUCGUUUGCGGAGUCCGCUGGGAGAUACGAAAUCAAAGACUGUUCUUAUGAGACCGUCCAAGGAAUGGUAGACUACCUAUACACGGGCAACUACGACACUUGCACCAAACAAUUGCCCAAAGAGCAAUCCGAGAAGCCGGGGGAGAUUGUGCCGGGGCAGCGCGAUGUGUUGAGUGAAUUGAUCCAGCAUGUGAGAAUGUUCAGCCUCGCAGACAAGUAUCUCAUCGACGGGCUUCUUGAGUUAUCAAGGACGAAAUUCAAGAAGACAAUCAGGGAGGAGCGGGAUACGUGCGCAUUUUCCCAGUUCGUGGCAGAAGUGUACGACUUACAAUUCGAGUCGAGCAAAGAACUGCGUGAUAUCGUGGUUGAGUCUGUCAGAGAGAGGGUCGCGGUAGUACCGCUGAAACCCAGCGUCCAGGAGGCCGUGGAUGGUCUAAUAGACGAGAUUCCGGAGUUCGCAGGUGAUCUGGCCAGUGCAGGUGUGCGGAAUGUGGAAAAGGCGGCGCAACGCCUUUGGGAUCCUGGUACGAAGGAAAAUCAUACUGAGGGGGAACUCUCAUCCCUGCUGCACACGACCGUCCACGCACAGCAACAGCAAUUCGUCGCUCAUGGUGGCAGCAAGAUCCCCUUCUGGGCUCACACCGAGAGCGUCGGCGAGAUUAAUCUGGCGACGUACGAUUUCGGCGGCAUUGGCACCUACGCAAAUCUGCCGCAUGAGAAUUGCUUUGUCGAAAACGAGUCUUCAGAAGGCUUCGAUAUUGCCAUUCUUGGGGCUCCUUUUGACACGGCAGUGACGGGACGUCCCGGAGCACGCUUUGGGCCAAAUUAUAUCCGGGCCGCCAGCAAGCGUAGGGCAUAUGGCUACAGCAUAUAUACUGGCGUCGACCCUGUCCACGACUGGGCCAGAAUUGUCGACUGCUUUGACGCCCCGCUGACGUGGCUCGAUAAUCGUGUUGCGCUCAAGACGCUUGAUCAGGCUCACAGGGCCAUUUCUGGGAGGUCGACGGCUCACCCUGAGAAGUCGACGGUCCCGAGAAUUGUGACAUUGGGAGGCGAUCACACGACAACUCUGUCAGCGUUGCGGUCUACGUACAAGCGAUGGGGGCAGGUUUCCGUCAUUCACUUUGACAGCCACAUUGAUACUUGGGAUCCCGAAGUCCUAGGCGGUGGUAUUUCAGAUUAUGCGAGGAUCAACCAUGGAACGUUUCUACAUAUUGCGCAUGAAGAGAAUCUCAUUCUCAACUCAUCCAUUCAUGCCGGUAUUCGCGCGCCGUUGACGCGACCCAAGGCGGAUAUGCGAAACGACAGACGUUGCGGUUUCGACACAAUCACUGCCCGUGACUUUGACACCAGGGGAGUCAAGUCCAUCAUUGACCAGAUUCGACAGCGCGUCGGUGAGACCAACGUCUACAUUAGCGUUGACAUUGACGUUCUUGACCCUGCAUUUGCUCCUGCAACUGGUACUCCAGAGCCAGGCGGCUGGAGCACCCGCGAGCUGGCGACCAUCUUGGCUGGGCUAGAGGGACUCAACAUCAUUGGAGGAGACGUAGUUGAAGUGGCACCGGCAUACGACAAUAAUGGCGAGACGACUGCACUUGCGGCUGUAGAUGUUGUUCAGGCAAUUCUUGAACUCAUGGUUGCACAGCCAGUCAAGGCGCCAGCGAAAGAAUGA
Molecule: messenger RNA, 1797 nt
Organism: Trichoderma aggressivum f. europaeum
Lineage: Eukaryota; Fungi; Ascomycota; Sordariomycetes; Hypocreales; Hypocreaceae
Exons: 12
Coding region: 1-1797 (598 amino acids)
Molecular function (GO): protein binding; metal ion binding; agmatinase activity
Source: RefSeq, a predicted model, not a curated record